Pocillopora meandrina is the source of this 2098-nucleotide messenger RNA. The record is from the annotation of a GenBank genome assembly. NCBI's taxonomy places the organism in Eukaryota, Metazoa, Cnidaria, Anthozoa, Scleractinia, Pocilloporidae.
GAGAAACACGGAAAGAUACAUUUGUCAAUAGCAGAAAUUAUCUGACCGAUUCUAUAAUCUAAAUUUCUCCAAUUUCCGUACAAAUUGUCAGACGAGGAAAACACUAUUGAAAUAUUGUACAAACAUUACGUAAACUUUUAGAAACUGUUGGAUGCGCUAAACAUUACUUUUUUGUGGCAAGCAGUACUGUUUGGCCAAUCUUUUACAUCCAAAAGGCUGUCAUUGUAUUUGUGAAUUUUCUUGUGAUUUGCUAGCGACUGCUUUGAUUUCCUCUUAAAAAGCAUAUUGUGGCUUGAUUUAACUAUGAAGCGAAUCGUCUUUAUUCUUCUGACAAAUUUGCUCUUGGUGGAAGGUCGCAAACUCUCCAUCUGGCAAGAUGAAAAAGAGCGAAAAUCAGAUCUUGAUGAGAGAGAACGAAGGAUGCCUCAGGUUCGUAUUGCUUUCAGUUUAAGUCUUCUGGUAAACAGAUAAGGUUAAUCAGUAUAUUCUUUUUAUCUCAACAGAGUUUUUCUCGUAUGAUCGCUUUUAUUCGUCUUGCUAUGGGCAUGAAUAAUACGCACAGAAAAUUUCUUGUUUUCUUAACCGAAGGGAUUCUAUAUCAGUCUGAUAGGAUAACAAAUUCUCUUUUCCCUUAUGCUACGACUCUCUAAUUCCCCUGCCACUGUUUACAGUCUUAAAACAGCUGGUAUUAGAUCAAGGUUUAGACUGAAAGGUUUCAAGAUAAAAUUAAAACGCUGCUUGGUGGAGAAAUACCUGUUUUUAUUCCUCAAAUCCCGUACAUCUUUCAAAUACAGACAAUUUCUUUGGAGUUAACGAGUACCCUUUCCAUAGUCGUGCUUAAAACUGUGAUUGCCAUUUGUUCCUCAGCCCUAAUACAAAGCACAACAGCAUACUAAACUGUUUCUAUUCUAAAUCAUCAAUAUGUUCCAAUGAUCGGUUUUACUGAACAGAUUUCCUGGUAAACGGUAUUAUGGACAAAUAAUGCUUUAACUUGACAAACGAAAACGUGAGGAGAGCCAGCCUAAUCUCCCUAGCCAGAGGCUCAUGUUAAAAACGCCCGAAAAAAUGCAAAUGCCAUGGUUUAUCCUUUGAGUCUUAGGUAAUAACUGUAAACUUACUCGUUGUUAGUAUUGCAGAUCCAACGAUGACUGUGGUCAGUCUGGUUGCUGCUUUGAGUUGACCCAUGAGUGCUUUCCGCUAAAAGGAGAAAAAGAGGCGUGUUUGCCGGAGGUAUCCAGAUGCAUACUCUAUAUAGCUGCUAUUAUUUGAUUUUCUUACGUUCCAUCUUAAAUUGUAACGACUUCAUUCUUACGGUUAGCUUUUUACAUGAAUAUCGAAAGAAGUGCUGGAUUAUAUUCGCUUUGUUUUACUUGCGUAUGACUUUCGUGUAGAAAACUCCUCUCAACCAAUCAGACAGAAAACUGAAAGCAAACGUGUAUUAACAGUCACUCAUGUUUUCUGGCUUUGAUUCUUGAAGUGUUACGUAUAUUAUGUCCAAGUUAUACCACUGAAUCCAGAGAACAGUUAUUUUCCAUUAUAACACUUCCUUUGUGAGUAAAUCAAGAUGUUUGCAGAAGUUUUGUUCUCAACAGUUCAGAGGACGAGCUCUUAAAGCUAAAUGUUUUAUAAUUAUAUUUGACUGAUUCAAGAAGUUUAUUGAAUUUUGGGGAUUCUCGAACUCCUGAGAUCUGAACAAUCCCCUUCAACUACCACUCUCAUGGUGACAUUUCCAGUUAACACCCACGAUUUACUAAAUGUCACUAUUCUUAUGAGGUUUCUCACAGAAAAUGAGUUUAAAUUGUGAGGUUAGAUCAUAUAAACGUUAAUCACUCCUUAUAGUGGCCGAAGAACUCUGUUAUAUUUAGCCAGCAGGCAAAUGGUAAACUGAGUUUAAUAAUUUCUUUUUUUUCUCUCCCCAGUCCUGUCCAUGCAAGCCAGGCCUCUCGUGUACUCCUAUCGGAAAGUACCCAGGUCAAUCGUUUUACCAAUGCUUGAAACCCAAAAUUCAGCACGACCCCGCUAACAUGGCCUGACCUGCCGAACAAUAAAGCGCACUCCACAUCUAUCUGUUUCAUUCAGAUAUGUAUCAAUAAAUGUG